Messenger RNA from Kwoniella botswanensis, 3012 nucleotides. RefSeq lists its product as uncharacterized. Lineage: Eukaryota; Fungi; Basidiomycota; Tremellomycetes; Tremellales; Cryptococcaceae. Gene Ontology annotation, biological process: glutathione metabolic process. Gene Ontology annotation, molecular function: 5-oxoprolinase (ATP-hydrolyzing) activity. Gene Ontology annotation, cellular component: cytosol. The transcript has 11 exons. The coding region runs from base 1 to 3012 and encodes 1003 amino acids. The record is from RefSeq and is a predicted model, not a curated record.
AUGACGAUCCCCCAUAAGACCUUGCGAGUUGGUGUGGACGUAGGAGGAACCAAUACAGAUGCGGUCAUCCUCGAUUUGACGCCCGGAACCUCUACACCCGUUCUUGCAUCAUUCAAAUCCCCUACCACACCAGAUGUCACCUCAGGUAUCCAGAAAGCGAUAUUCGGUUGUCUGGAGAAAUCUUCCAGCGAUAAGUCGCGCAUUGAAGCUAUAUCCAUCGGUACGACCUCUUUUGUGAACAGUCUUAUCGAGCGAGAUGCAACCAAGCUCGAGAAAGUAGGAGUCAUCAGACUUUGUGGACCGCACAGUCGGCUAUGUCCGCCAUUUGUCAGUUUCCCAUAUGAGCUCAGGAGGGUGUUGGAAGGUCCCGUCUGGAUGGUUGAGGGUGGUUUGCAAGUAGAUGGAAGAGAAAUAUCUACUGUGGACAUCAACGAGAUUCGGGGUAUCGCCGCCGAGCUUAAGCAACAGGGUAUCAAGACUGUUGCCGUAUCCGGAGUCUAUUCCCCUAUAGAUCAUGAUAUCAAGCAAGAGGAGCAAGUCAGGGACACCCUCCAGCAAGAGAUACCCGGUAUUAAAGUGACUCUGUCCAAGGAGGUAGCCAAUAUCGGUUUGCUCGAGCGAGAAAACGCUACUAUCCUUAACGCCUCUUUGCUUGCUUUUGCAAAGAUCGCUGUAUCGGGAUUCAGGCAAUCUCUUAAAUCGCUUGAGCUAGACAUCCCACUGUUCUUGACUUCGAACGAUGGUACCCUGAUGACUUGUGAUCAAGCGGAACAUUUCCCUAUCAAGACAUUCAGUUCUGGUCCAACUAACUCCAUGAGGGGGGCGAACUUCUUAGCUGGAUUAGCAAGUGGUGGAGCAAGAAAGGAGACCGCGUUGGUGAUAGAUGUCGGAGGUACUACCACCGAAGUAGGUGUACUGCUUCCCACGGGAUUCCCUCGUCAGGCUGGAGCACGACACGAGCUUUGUGGGGUACCACUGAACUUCUCGAUGCCCCAUGUCCAUUCCAUCGGUCUUGGAGGUGGAUCGAGAGUUCGGGUCGACAACUUAGGCAAAGUCACUGUUGGUCCCGACUCAGUGGGAUAUAGGAUUGAUCAGUCAAUUGCAUUUGGCGGUGACACUCUCACCACUACCGACAUUGUUGUAGCAGAUGGACGCGCCAAAGGUAUAGGUAACGCCAACUUGGUCAAGAACAUCUCUUCAGACACUAUCGCAGCUGCCUCAGCUAGGAUGAAGACCAUGAUAGAGCUUGCUCUGGAAAGCAUGAAGACUUCCACUCAAGAUGUACCUGUAUACCUUGUUGGUGGAGGAGCUAUACUUGUUCCGGACACACUCCAAGGUGUGAGCAAAGUCCACCGAUUCCCAUAUUACGAUGCAGCCAACGCUGUGGGUGCAGCAUGUGCUCAAGUAUCAGGUGUGAUCGAUACAUUCGAGGAUACCAGCACUACCCCACUUGCCGAAGUCAGGAAGAAGGUAGAGCAACGGGCUAUCGAUAAAGCAGUAGAUUUAGGAGCAGAUAGAGCCAAGACCACGAUUGUGGAAAGUGAAAUUAUACCCAUUGCUUACACGACCGGAAGGGCAAGAUUCUACGUCAAAGCUGCUGGACCAUGGACAGGCGCCCCAGUUACUCAUAUACAGUUCCAAAAAACUGCUUCGGCUAUCGCUAACAAGGACACAAAAGAAUUAGCGAGCGUCGAUGCCAUCCCGCCAGCCAAUAUCAGAAAAGGCCCACUACCUGAAUCUGACCCUCCCGUUACUGCUCAGACUAUACUCGACUACCGUCCCGCUAUUACGAAGCAGGGUGAAUGGAUGUUAUCCGAGAUCGAUGCCGAGUGGAUCGCCACAGGAUGUUAUAUUCUAGGCUGUGGAGGUGGUGGAUCACCUUACAGUAAAGCUCUCGCUCUAAGGGAGAUCAUUAGAGCAGGUGGAUCGAUCAAGAUCAUCGAUUUCAGUAAAUUGGAAGAUGAUGGUAUGGUGAUCUGGGGAGGUGGUAUCGGAAGUCCGGAGGUCAGUCAGGAGAGAUUGGUGAAUGAAGAAUAUAAUGAAGCGGUUUCUGAGCUAAUGAAGUUCCUGAGGAUGGACAAAUGCGCGGCACUGGCUGCUCUUGAAAUAGGUGGAGGAAAUGGUAUGAUCAAUAUGAUCACUGGUGCCUCGGUAUACUUGGACAUUCCAAUCUUGGAUGGUGAUUUCAUGGGUCGAGCCUAUCCAACGGGAUGGCAAACUACUCCAAACGUAUAUGACCUAUCAGGCAGGGGAGAAAUGCUCCUUCCAAGCUCACUGGCCAGUGGUGACGGUACUGUGACAUUCAUGACCAAAGCGAGAAGCGACAAAGACGUGGAUGCCGUAGAGCGAGCAGCAUGCGUCGAAAUGGGUACGCACGCUGGAGCUGCUCAACGACCACUGACCAAGCCACAAUGCGAACAAGCAAUGAUCAAAAACACUGUAUCUCAGGCGUGGAGACUUGGUCGAGCUGUUGCUUUGGCAAACAAGCAGUCCAAUGUAGGUAACAUCGGAAAAGUCCUCGUGGAGGCUUUGGGUGGUAGUCGAUGUGCCAAAGUCCUCUUCAAUGGUAAAGUCACCAAUGUCAAUAGGAGGAUAUACAAGGGACAUACCAUUGGAGAGAUCGUCAUUCAAGCGUUAAAGGCUGAUGAGGAAGAAGAUGAGGAUCCUGAAAAUCCAAAGGAGAAAUUCGAAGGUACCAUGACUAUACCAUUCAAAAACGAGAACUUGAUGUGUCAGCAUGAAGUGAAUGGUGUGACCAAGAUCACCGCCGGCGUACCUGAUCUCAUCUCUGUGAUUGACUCACAAACCGGUGAAGCCUUGGGCACUCCCGAUUAUAAAUACGGUCUACGAGUGAUGGUCAUCGGUGUUACCGCAGCACCUCAAUGGACUGAUACCCCAAGAGGAAUUGAGAUUGGAGGGUUGGGUGCAUUCGGAUAUGACGAUAUACCUUAUGAGCCUAUCGGCGUAUACGAGAAGCCUGUUAGUGUUAUUGACGAAUAUGGAUCAGUGUGA